AUGAAUGAGGAAGGGGCCAGCAAUUAUGAAAUGUCACACUCCCGCAGUCAACCCUCACAACAAGAGUCAAAUCUGGAUGAGAAAUACCCAAACCGUCCUCAUAAUCACUCCCAGACAUUGCCCUUUCACGAGCUCUUUGAGACCCUCUUCAAUCCGUUGAGUGAGCUCUCCAAGAAGCCUGCAGGCACCGCCGCUCCUCGGCGAAAAGUCGGGCCUCAUGGCCAGUCGGCGGCGAACCUUACCCCACACGAAAAGCGACGGGAUGUCAUUGAGCGGUUCAUCUCACGAUGGCGGAAAGAGGUGGGGGAUGAUAUCUACCCUGCGUUUCGGCUGAUUCUUCCGGACAAAGAUCGCGACCGGGCCAUGUACGGUAUCAAAGAAAAGGCCAUCGGAAAGCUACUCGUCAAAAUUAUGAAGAUCGACAAGAAUUCGGAUGACGGCUUCAAUCUUUUGAACUGGAAGCUGCCAGGCCAGUUGGCUACCUCGCGCUUUAUGGCGGGGGAUUUUGCGAGACGCUGCUACGAUGUUAUCUCAAAACGGCCAAUGAGGACAGAGGUGGGAAAUAUGUCCAUUGAGGAGGUGAAUGACAGGCUCGACCAGCUUUCAAAUGCCUCGAAGGAGGAGCAGCAGCUACCCAUCUUGUCGGAGUUUUACCGAAAAAUGAACCCCGAGGAGCUGCUGUGGCUGAUCCGCAUUAUCCUUCGACAGAUGAAAGUCGGGGCUACAGAGCGAACCUUAUUCAAUGUAUGGCACCCAGAUGCUGCAAACCUCUAUAGCAUAUCCAGUAGCCUUCAACGUGUUUGUUGGGAGCUGCAUGAUCCGAACAUUCGGCUUGGGGCUGAAAACAGCGGCAUUUCUCUGAUGCAAUGCUUCCAGCCCCAGCUAGCUCAGUUUCAGAUGCAGUCCCUUGAUCGAAUGAUUGCCUCGAAUGCGGGGUACCGAAGAAGACCCGGUAUUCUGGAUCGAGGAGAAGCUCGACGGGGAACGUAUGCAGCUUCAUAUGGAGACUGACAGCUCGGUGCCGGGAGGAAAGAAGUUUCGCUUCUGGUCGAGGAAAGCGAAGGAUUACACCUAUCUCUAUGGAAAGAGCCUUGAGGACCCCAAUGGUGCCUUGGCCCGACAUCUCAAAGACGCCUUUGCAGAUGGGGUCAACAGUUUGAUCCUGGACGGGGAAAUGAUUGCUUGGAAUCCCGAGCAGGGCGCCCCCGAACCAUUUGGCACCUUAAAAACUGCCGCAUUAGCUGAACAGAGAAAUCCGUUCUCAAACGGAUCGCGGCCGCUUUUUCGUGUGUUUGAUCUACUCUUGCUGAAUGGGCACAAUUUGACCAGGUACACUCUUCGCGAUCGUCGAAAUGCCCUGCAGAAGAGUGUAAAGUCAGUUCACCGUCGGUUCGAAAUCCAUCCUUACGAGGAGGCUACAGACAAGGCCCAGAUCGAAGCAGCGCUUCGAAAAGUUGUUGCGGAGGCUUCUGAGGGACUAGUAGUCAAAAAUCCAAGGUCACCAUAUCGCCUCAAUGAACGACAUGACGACUGGAUGAAAGUGAAGCCUGAGUACAUGACAGAGUUUGGGGAGUCCCUGGAUCUGAUUGUCAUAGGCGGCUAUUACGGCAGUGGUCAUCGAGGAGGGGGUCUUUCAAGCUUCCUAUGUGGAUUAAGGGCCGAUAAUGCCAGCUCUUCGCAAGGGAUAGGGGCAACCAAAUGCUAUUCUUUCUGCAAGGUCGGAGGAGGCUUUACAGCAGCAGACUAUGCGAAUAUCCGUCAUCAUACUGAUGGGAAAUGGGUGGACUGGAACCCGAGGAAACCACCAACGGCAUACAUUGAGCUGGCAGGUGGCAGUGCCCAGCACGAGCGUCCAGAUCAGUGGAUCAAGCCAGAGGACUCGGUGGUACUCUGUGUUAAAGCAGCAUCGGUAUCAGUCAGUGAUCAAUUUCGUGUCGGUUUAACAUUGCGCUUCCCGCGGUUCAAGAGGUUACGCAUGGAUAAAGACUGGAAGAGUGCGCUUUCCAUGCAAGAAUUCCUGGAUCUGAAGUCGAACGUGGAGAAAGAGCAAAAGGAGAAGGAAUUCAAUGUAGAGAAUUUCCGCAAGAAACGAGUGAAGCGACCAAAGAAGGCCUUGACAGUUGCAGGAUACAGCCCGAAUGCAGAGGUGAAGUAUGAAGGUCCGUCAGGGCAUAUUUUCGACGGGCUCAACUUCUUUAUUUUGACCGACUCGGUGGCCCCGAAUAAGAAAACAAAGGCGGAGUUGGAACAACUUGUCAAAUUGAAUGGAGGCAAGAUAUAUCAGACAAAUAAGGCCGCUCCCAACACCGUAUGUAUCGCGGAUCGAAGAACUGUGAAAGCAGCCUCCUUGCAAAAGAGUGGCGAUGUGAGCCUAAUCCGACCAUCUUGGAUCCUAGACUGUGUGAGGCAGAACGAGAUUGAUGCGGGACUGCCAGACCUGCUUCUUCCCCUGGAACCUAGGCACAUGUUCUUCACAACGCCUAGCAAGGAGGAGGAGGUAUUGACGAGUGUUGACCGGUUCAAUGAUAGCUACGCUCGGGAUGUCACCAAGGAAGAGCUGGUCAGCUUACUCGAAAAGAUGAGCGCUGACAAUGGUAGUUCCGACGUGCCCCCGAGAGGCGAAGCCACCAAGAAGCUUAGGGAAGCUAUUCAAGAAAAAGUGGACUCAGGAUGGGAUCUCCCAUGCGGGUGGCUUUUUCAGAACUUGACGUUCUUCUUUCCCGACCGGACAACGCAGGAUCCAGAUCCCGGAGAGCCCGAAUAUGCCGGCUGCGGCUAUCGACUUUCUUUGGCUCGCAAUACGGCCAAAUUUGCAGGUGCUACCGUUGUCAAUACUUAUGAGGACCCUUCCAUCACCCAUGUGGUUGUAGAUCCGGAUACACCAUCUUCGGAGAUCGCCACGCUAAGGAAAACCUUGUCUCUCCGAGUGGACCAGAAACUUCCUCACAUAGUUACCACUGAAUGGAUUGAGGAGAGCUGGGAGCAGCAAUCAUUUCUUGAUGAAGAUAGAUAUCAUCCAAGGCCAGCUUGA
Messenger RNA from Aspergillus niger, 3031 nucleotides. RefSeq lists its product as uncharacterized. Gene Ontology annotation, cellular component: DNA ligase IV complex. Gene Ontology annotation, biological process: DNA recombination; DNA biosynthetic process; double-strand break repair via nonhomologous end joining. The transcript has a single exon. Lineage: Eukaryota; Fungi; Ascomycota; Eurotiomycetes; Eurotiales; Aspergillaceae. The annotation marks the transcript as partial. Gene Ontology annotation, molecular function: ATP binding; DNA binding; DNA ligase (ATP) activity. The record is from RefSeq and is a predicted model, not a curated record.